Molecule: messenger RNA, 2044 nt
Organism: Andrographis paniculata
Lineage: Eukaryota; Viridiplantae; Streptophyta; Magnoliopsida; Lamiales; Acanthaceae
Product: probable carotenoid cleavage dioxygenase 4, chloroplastic
Exons: 1
Coding region: 41-1900 (619 amino acids)
Biological process (GO): carotene catabolic process
Cellular component (GO): chloroplast stroma
Molecular function (GO): carotenoid dioxygenase activity
Source: RefSeq, a predicted model, not a curated record
UCCAACAAAUUUGAUUAAGUUUCAGCAGCUGUGAGUGACAAUGAGUAGUGUCUUAACUUCUGCUUUCCUUCCAAAAUACUGUUUGAAGAACCAAUCAGUAGUCUUCACUUCUUCUUCUUCUUCUUCUUCCUCAUCGUCUUCUUCGCCAUUGCCAAUAAUUCCUCAGUUCAAAGCUUCAUCUGUCACCACCACUGAGGAUGAAGAAACUCAUCAAUCAUCACUUGUCAUCGUCCCCACUGUUAGGACAUCCAAAGGGGUUUCGAUUCCGCCAUUUCUCCAACGGAGAAGAAUUCCACACAAAGAGAAGAAUUCAGUUCAAGAUUUUGAUUUGGGGGAAAAAAGGAGGCCUUUUCUGCCUACUGUUUUUAAAUUAUUGGACGAACUUGUCUGCAAUUUUGUUGAUCCUCCUCUCCGGAUUUCUUUCGAUCCCAAACACGUCCUUGCCGGAAACUUUGCUCCGGUGGGCGAGCUUCCGCCGACUCCGUGCCCGGAAAUUGAAGGCUCCCUUCCGGCGGCGCUUAACGGCUCUUACAUCCGUAACGGACCGAAUCCGCAGUUCAUUCAGCGCGGGCCGUACCACCUCUUCGACGGCGACGGGAUGCUGCACGCAAUCACCGUCGCCGGCGGCGAAGCCACAUUAUGCAGCAGGUUCGUGAAGACGUAUAAAUUUGAUUUGGAAAGGGAGAAUGGAUCGCCGGUGAUUCUCAACGUCUUCUCCGCUUUCAGCGGCCUGCUGCCGUCGCUGGCGCGUUGCGCAAUCACGUUUGCGCGCGUCGUCACCAGACAGUACGACCCCCGCCGCGGCGUCGGCGUGGCUAACACCAGCUUGGCUCUGAUUGGCCGGAAACUUUAUGCUCUCGGCGAGUCUGAUCUUCCUUACGCCGUGAAAUUGACUCCCGCCGGAGAUUUGGUUACCCUCGGACGGGAGGAGACGUUCGGCGAGGAGUUUAUGAGCAUGACGGCGCAUCCGAAGGUCGACGGCGACUCCGGCGAGGCUUUUGCUUUCCGGCAUAGCAUCAGGGCGCCGUUCUUGGCGUAUUUUAGGAUCAGCGCCGACGGGGUGAAGUCGCCGGAAGUUCCGAUUACGUCGCUGAACCAGGCGGCGCUGGUUCACGACUUCGCCGUUUCGAAAAACUUCGCUAUUUUUCCCGACACGCAGAUUGUGAUUAAACCGACGGAGGUUCUCCGGGGGCGGCCGCCGGUGGUGAUUGAUAGGGCGAAAGUUACGAAAUUAGGGAUAAUUCAUCGGAGAGCUGAGGACGACGGCGAGAUGUGGUGGGUCGACGUGCCGGAGUUCAACAUGAUGCACGCCGUGAAUGCGUGGGAGGAAGACGGCGGCGACGCCGUCGUGCUGGUGGCGACGAACGUACUGCAGGUGGAGAACGUCCUGGAACGCCUGGAUUUGGUGCAUUCAUCCAUGGAAAUGAUCAAAAUCGAUCUGAAGAAGAAGAAGAUCAUUUUCCGGCGGCCGAUCUCCGCCGCGAAUAUCGACUUCGGCGUUAUAAAUCCGGCGUACGUCGCGAAAAAGAACAGGUACGUAUACGGAGGAAUCGGCGAUCCGAUGCCGAAGAUCGCCGGCAUCGUUAAGUUGGACCUAUCACGGCAGGACGAUUCCGCCGGCGGCGACUGCACGGCGGCGAAGCGCCUGUUCGGCCCCGGCUGUUACGGCGGCGAGCCGUUUUUCGUGGCGAAGGACGCUGAGAAUCCGGCGGCGGCUGAGGAUGACGGUUAUUUAGUUACGUACGUACAUGACGAGAACAGCGGAGAAUCAAAAUUUAUAGUAAUGGAUGCGAAAUCUCCGAAUCUGGAAAUCGUUGCAGCAGUCAAGCUUCCCCGCAGAGUUCCUUACGGAUUCCAUGGAAUCUUCGUCCCUGCGGCGGCGCCGCCGUCGCCUAAAUAAUUAAACAUUCUUAUUCAAGGCUGUACUCACAAUUUAUCUUUUAGGUUUAAUUUUAAUUUUUAGUAUUUUUUUAAAUGUGUGAGGUUACAUUGUAAAGAUUUAUUAAAUUAAGGGUGUUUGUUUGGGGAUUUUUCCAAAAUUUUA